GUUAACACGUUGUUUUUUCUACGUGUAAGGAAUACGAGAGUUUGUGGGUGUUCUGUGCAAACUGCAAACUCCUAUCUUUCUCCGUUGGAGGAAUCAAAGAUUCUGCGAGAAAGAAAAUGGCUGAUCGAUUCUUUCCGAACGUAAUGCCAGACUUUGUGAAGGAAGAAGCAGAAGCAGCUUCAACCCAACAACCACAAGAAGAAGGGACUAGUGUUGGAGAUUCUCUUAUGCAUCUGCUCUCCAUGCCUUACUCUUCUCUCUCCCAGCGAUUUCAACGUGCUGCCUUGGAUCUCAAAGAAACUAUAGUGGUGGAGACGUGGGGGUUGAGUGGACAAAGCGUGCAAGACUUCACUCUCUAUAGCGGCAAGCUAGGCACCGCUUUCGUUCUUUUUAGAAGCUAUCAAGUAACCAACAAUAAAAAUGAUCUCUUUCUUUGCUUACAAAUUAUUAAGGCCUGUGACUCUGCUUCUCUUGCUUCUAGGGAUGUCACUUUCAUAUGUGGACGAGCUGGUGUUUCUGCUCUUGGGGCUGUUGCAGCAAAUCAUGCUAAUGAUGCAGCAUUGCAGAAUUACUAUCUUAAUCAAUUUGGAGAGGUUAAGCUUUCAAAACAUCAUCCUAACGAGUUAUUAUAUGGAAGAAGUGGCUACUUGUGGGCUUGUUUGUUCUUAAACAAACACAUUGGCGAAGGCACUAUCCCUCACACAACUAUACGUUCAGUUGUUGGUGAAAUUAUUAAGAAUGGACGAUCAUUGGCCAAGAGAGGAGGCCCCCCGUUAAUGUAUGAGUGGUAUGGCGAGAGAUAUUGGGGUGCUGCUCAUGGAUUAGCAGGCAUUAUGCAUGUUUUGAUGGAUGUAGAGCUGAAACAGGACGAAGUUGAGGAUGUCAAGGCCUCUCUUAUGUAUAUGAUCAAGAAUCGCUUUCCCAGUGGAAACUACCCUGCUAGUGAAGAAGAUCGCAAGAGGGAUGUUCUUGUGCAUUGGUGCCAUGGAGCUCCCGGAAUUGCCCUCACACUUGUCAAGGCAGCCAAGGUUUUUAGAGAGAGAGAAUUUCUGCAAGCAGCUGUAGAUGCAGCAGAGGUAGUAUGGAACAGGGGGCUACUCAAGCGAAUUGGUAUUUGCCAUGGCAUCAGUGGUAAUGCUUAUGUGUUCCUUUCAUUGUACCAAAUGACAGGAAACAUAGAGUUCUUAUACAGGGCCAAAGCAUUUGCCUGCUUUCUACUUGAUAGAGGUCACAAACUUAUAUCAGCAGGAGAGAUGCAUGGAGGCGAUAGCCCAUACUCCCUGUUUGAAGGGAAUGGAGGUAUGGCCAAUCUUUUCCUAGAUAUGAUUGAUCCUUCCGGAGCAAGAUUCCCUGCUUAUGAACUCUGAAAUUCUGAAUCUUUUGCAUAGUUUAGUGGGGGUUCAAUCUUUCGAGUGCAAUAUUGGAAUGUAAAAUUCGUGUGGAAUAUGCUUUAUAUGUUGGUUUGAGUUUGACUCAUGAUAUUAUACUCUGUAUGGGAUGUGUUCUAAAGGACAUUAUUUUCAUCAGAAA
This is a messenger RNA of Manihot esculenta (cassava), 1530 nucleotides long. RefSeq names its product lanC-like protein GCL2. Gene Ontology annotation, cellular component: plasma membrane. Gene Ontology annotation, biological process: carbohydrate metabolic process; peptide modification. NCBI's taxonomy places the organism in Eukaryota, Viridiplantae, Streptophyta, Magnoliopsida, Malpighiales, Euphorbiaceae. The record is from RefSeq and is a predicted model, not a curated record. The transcript is spliced from 6 exons. The coding region runs from base 117 to 1367 and encodes 416 amino acids.